AUGGAUUUAGAUGCUGAUAAAAUCAACCCCUUUGCGCGGAGUCGCAGGAUUCAGGCUGCGUUCAGGGACAGUGAUAAGAAAGGUGAAGUUGCUGAGGCUGUGAGUGAGGUGGAGGAGGCGAAAAGUCAUCUUCCGCGCUAUGGCGAGUGCUGGAAAGUUCUCACAGAUGGUCUCUACCAGCAAGCCAAGUUUGCCGAGGCUGCGACUGUGGCUUGCGAUAGAAAUUUCAAUGAUUGCGUGUCUUGGGAGCGCACAAUUAAGCAGACACUGCAAGACUCCCUGGGCAAGGCUGGUCAGCAGAGAAUUGCCAAAACCUCCAAAUUCCUGGUGAAGAAAAAUCACGCUGAAGACGCAAAAGACACCAAAGGACCUUGUGAAAAGUUCGGCAACUUUGAGAGAAAGAACAAGCACAGUCGCAUUAGAGAUCCUCUGGAGGAGAAGAGACUCAGAGACCUCCGCAAAGUCACUGAUCAGAUGUACUUGAAGCAAUUGUCAUCUGAUGUGGAGUUCAUGAAGGGACUUUUGGUGGACAAAAGGCUCGAUAUACGCAAUAAAAGUCUCCCUGAGCACUCGAGAAAGGUGAAUAAGGAGAUCAAGGCGGUGUUGAGGGAGAGUCUAGAGAAGUGUGCAGCUUGGAAGACCCAAUUGCACCUGAGAACUCCUCUUUAUGUGCGUCAGGAGGAGCGAUUCAUCACGAGGAGUGCCAAGAUGCAGGCCAUUGAGACGCAUUUGCAGCAAAUGAAGGUGAUUAAUCAGGUGAAGGCCCGACGCUUGGCGGAAGAGCUGACCACAAUGACGGAGAUCCCGAGGAAAUUACUGAAAUACAUCGACAAUGCUAUCCGGCCGUUCUAUUGUGCCGUCACGGAGAAGUCAUUUCCGGCGGUGGGAGACUUUGUGGAGCGGGUGAUGGAGUUAGCCGGUGAGGCGUACAUCAGGGAGAUGAUUGGGGUGGAAAUUGAGAAUGGUCGCGAGGGUAUAGGUGCUCCGCAUCUCCUGAAAUUGCCUAAACGCACACAAGUGACGCACUUGGAUAGCUUCACGGACAGGGAGAGGGUGAAAGAACUCGAGAGUCAUCUUGAAUUUGUGCGCUUUCCGCUGGAGAAGGCGUACAUCAUGUAUAAAAUAUUCACCAUUCAAUCCAAGACACUUCCAGAAAAGUCAUGGGAAGUCAGUGCGACGGUGGAAAAGAUUUCCGAGCCCGCGAGGAAGGUGGGAAGUCCUUCGUGGUGCUUCCUGAGUACCAUUGCCAACGCUCAAGUGCUCUACACGAGAUCAGAGUAUGACGAAACCGAGCUGUGCCUCAUGGAGGCAAUGGAAAUUACUCGACUCUUGCCCAAAAUGCUGGCGAAAGGGUUGCAAGCAAUUCUAAGUCGGUGCCACAGAAAUCUCCUGAGAGAGAUGCGCUCUCGCAUGCAAAAGCUUAGCAGCACAAAUUUAUCGAUUGAGUGUGGAGAGAAAGGGAGGGAUUUGGAGAUUAAAAUGCAUGGAUCAGCUUUCUAA
Molecule: messenger RNA, 1500 nt
Organism: Phlebotomus argentipes
Lineage: Eukaryota; Metazoa; Arthropoda; Insecta; Diptera; Psychodidae
Exons: 1
Coding region: 1-1500 (499 amino acids)
Source: RefSeq, a predicted model, not a curated record